UAAUGAUAUCAUUUAAAUCUUAUGUUUGAAUUGUAAUCAAAUUCAAACUCGGUAUACACAUUUUGAGAGGGAAAUAUGUAGAAAAAAUGAGCGUAGACCGAAUUUUGCAUGUGAGGGUGUACAUGUUUUGUUCAUGACUGCAUGUGGAUGGGCACGUUAACAACAUUGUGUACAAAGGUUGAUUGGACAUACGAUUUUAUGUAAGAUUACUAAAUAUAUUCAUUCAGUGAGAAAAUAGACAUUAUUAUUCAAAGGAACAAUUGCAGCAACAAAACUAUUGUCAUUCUCAAAAGGAGUAUUGCUGUAUGUGUGAUUUAUGUAGAUCCCCAGUGGAUGUGUAUCGACGAAAUCCAGUCUCGAAGUCGAUAUGCAAUCCAAAGAGUCGACAACCAUUCGCAGAGCCGUCGUCGUCGUCGUCGUCUAUUAUGUGAUCUUCUCAGUUAAGUGCAGUACAUUAGCUGAGCAUUUACAGGAGGAAGACGACUAAACUCAAAAUGCAUCCCAACUUACCUAACUUACAAAGGAUACAAUUGUCUCCACAUCAUGUUAUUCCCGGGAGGAGAUUCAAACGAGCUGUCAUGCCAAUCCUCUGUGUCCUCAUGUUCGUAGUUCUAAUAGUUAAGGAUCGUCCUCCAGCAAGCGCCCCGGAGCAUCACACCAAGAAAAACAGCGAGGACAUUUUCGGCUUGGCUAAGAAAUCCUUUGUCGAUGGUAUUGAUGAACCCACUUUGAAUACUCCAGCUACACAUAAACUUAUCACAACUUUAAGAGGGAGCUUCUUUCUGGGUGGAAAUGGCCAGAAAAUCGUUUCGUCCCAGAUUAAGACAUCACUCCUCUACACAUUUUACCCUGACGUCACUGAUUCUGUCCGUGCUAUGUUUCCUAACGUUAGAGGACCAAACACUCCUAACCAAUAUUUCGUUAUAAGCCCCGCCAUAGCUUUCUACAAGGGGGAAAUUUGGACCUUAUUAAGAGUUUGGCUCAACUACGAACGCCUAAAAGAUACUAAAGAAAAGCAGUAUAAUGUUUGGCAAGACAACUAUUUGUAUAUGCAAAGAUUUAACAACGAAAUGAACCCUACAUCAUACGGGUCCCUAUUAGGAAUUCCCGUACCUAAACAGUACAUGAGGAAUGCUGGUACUGGAGACCCUAGAAUUUUUGAAUUUAAGGGGGACUUAUACGCCUUUUAUUAUAUGCCUAUGAAUGUUGAUGGAAAAGAAUGGGGCAAUAUGUUCAUGUGGAACCUCAAUAAAAACUAUGCUUUGAAACCACAGAUACCAGGCUUCGAAAUGAAUAAGAUUGAUUCAAAUUGGUCGCCAUUUGUUAAAGAUGACAAACUAUAUUUCCUCUAUUCAUAUGAUCCUGUGAGAAUACUUCAAUGUACAGAUAAAGCCGAGUGUCACUUUAUAGGUGACGCUUCCGGAAUCUCAAAUGCACCAUUUGAUUGGAAGCAUAACUGCCUCCGAGGCGGAACUCCGUUUCAAGUUUACGAAUACCCGUAUUACAUCGCUAUUGCUCACACAAGAGUCCUAACGAGGAAAGGAGAGUCAUUCUACGGUGUUCAUCUUGUCAUACUUAACGUGGAUACAUUCCGAGUGCUGUACGUAAGCGCCCCAAUUAAAAUUCACGGAAGCAUUUUACGAAGUGCAUCUAUAGUCAGAAACAAGUACAUCAAAGUUCCAUUUUUCUAUCCUCUGAGCUUUAUAAUCGAAAACAAAAAUAGCCUAGCGAUGGGCGUGCACAUAAACGACCACAGGGCAAUAAUAUUGAGAUUAAAUGGUAUAGCUCCAAUAAUAAACACAGUGAUUUACUUGGAUAAAAAGUACAAACCAAGUACGCCUAUAACUACAGACUUGCUCCAUAAAUACGCUACGGUCUCAAUGGAGCUACCCAACGAGGUACGAUACCCUUAUAAAGGUAUCAAACUAUAAAACAAGAAAUAUUUACUUUAACUAGGAAAUUAUUCUAUCAGCAUUGAAGAAAUCUUACUUCAUUCACUAUGAACUAUUUACAGUCCCAAUGCCACUGUAUUUGACCCUUUCUCAUUCGAUAUACAUAUAUUUAAAUGGAUAUGAUUAUGGAAUGAUUGCAUUGAAAUAUACUGUUAUAUCAAUUUUCUCUUCAUAAUUAUUGUUUUGUGUAGCAUUCUUACCACUGUAAUAUGACUGUUGAAACUUUAGAAAGAGCGUUGAUGAAUUUCAGAGUGUGCU
Messenger RNA from Owenia fusiformis, 2210 nucleotides. NCBI's taxonomy places the organism in Eukaryota, Metazoa, Annelida, Polychaeta, Sabellida, Oweniidae. The record is from the annotation of a GenBank genome assembly.